This is a messenger RNA of Alternaria atra, 1545 nucleotides long. RefSeq lists its product as uncharacterized. Lineage: Eukaryota; Fungi; Ascomycota; Dothideomycetes; Pleosporales; Pleosporaceae. The record is from RefSeq and is a predicted model, not a curated record. Gene Ontology annotation, molecular function: sterol binding. Bases 1 to 1545 code for a protein of 514 amino acids. The transcript is spliced from 7 exons. Gene Ontology annotation, cellular component: cortical endoplasmic reticulum; cytosol; intracellular membrane-bounded organelle.
AUGCUCUCUCACAUCAUAUCGCAACUGCGACCAGGCGCCGACUUGAGCCGCGUGACGCUCCCCACCUUCAUUCUCGAACCACGAUCGAUGCUGGAGCGCAUAACAAACUUCAUGGCACAUCCGGAGACACUUCUUCCUAUUACCAAGGUUGACGACCCAGUGAAGCGAUUCGUAGCAGUGACAAAGUUCUACCUGAGUGGUUGGCACAUCAAGCCCCCGGGAGUCAAAAAGCCGCUCAACCCCAUCCUGGGUGAAAUCUUCACAGGUUACUGGGAUUACCCAGACGGUACCAAGGGCUACUACAUCUCUGAACAAACAUCGCACCACCCGCCCAAGUCAAGCUACUUCUUCAUGGCACCCGAACACAACAUCCGCAUAGACGGUACCCUCAAGCCUCGAAGCAAGUUCCUUGGCAACUCUGCCGCGAGUAUGAUGGAGGGCAUCGCAGUCUUACGACUACUAAACACUGGCGAAAGAUUUUUUGUUACGCAACCCAACAUGUACGCGCGCGGAAUCCUCUUCGGAACGAUGAAGUAUGAGCUCGGCGACCACGCAUACAUCCGGUGCCCCGAGACAGGCCUCACUGCUGAUCUCGAAUUCAAGACCAAGGGUUACUUCAGUGGAACAUAUAAUGCUAUCGGCGGCUAUAUCAAAGAUCCCAGCGGCAAGAACUUGUACGAGCUCUCGGGUCAGUGGAAUGAGGAGAUGUACAUUAAGGAUUUGACGACUGGCAAGAAGGAGCUAUUGUUCGACGCGGCACAUACCAAACAUACUCCGCCAUCGGCUCGACCUAUCGAAGAACAAAACGACCGAGAAUCGCAAAAGCUCUGGUAUGACGUGUGCGAGGCUGUAAAACGGAGGGAUCAGGAUGUGGCAACCGAUGCCAAGGCUAAGAUCGAAGACAUGCAAAGGCAGGAAGCUGCGAAACGAAACAGCGAGGGUGUAGACUGGCACCCACAACUUUUCAGACGUGUAAAGGGUGGCCACGGCGGACCUGAGGAGGGUGAAGAAGACCUCGACUGGAUCAUCAACGCCAAAAUUGAUGGCAAGACCCCCGACGAGGUUGUCAAACAGAUUCUGCAGAUAUACGCUAUCUUGCCAGGUCAAAAGCCAGAUAGGCAAUUCAACAUCCCCUCGCGGGCAAACGAUGCGCCGUCAACGCAGCCACAAGAGGCAGCACAGCCAGCAGAACAAGUGCCAGUCGCACAAUCAGUACAGCCUACAGAAACUUUGCAGCCUGUACCGUUUGAGCCUACAAGCGUGCAAUCACAGCCAGCAGUCAUGCCAGGACACCAAGAGCAGAGCGUUUCCAAAAACAGCAGCAUCCCCAGCGAUCCUAGCAACCCACCUACGAUACCUUUGCAAAAGCCUAUGGCGCAACCCAGUGUCAUCUCACCCGAGAACCGGGAGGUAAUCUCGAGAGAACUGCCGCCUAGCAAACUUCUCAAUUCAAACCCCGAGCCAGAACCACGGAAGGACGACCUUUUACGGAGGACAGAUAGUGAGACGCAGCAGGAGGAUGAAUUCCAUGAUGCGCAAUCGUGA